GCCCUUUGAUAAUUGAUAUACAAUGUCAUUGCCCACUCUUACUUUGUUUUUUUAUAGUGUUACAACAUAGAUUACUCAUUCCGUCUCAAAUUACAUGUUUUAUUUUAGUCUUUUACAAUCUUGAACACCUGUAAUUGACUGAAAUAUCAGUUACUACGAGUCUAGGAUAAAGCUUCAAAACCGAAGUUGAUAGGUAGCAUAAGCUUCAAAACAAAUAGUUGAAACAUCAAAUAGAAAUUUGGCAAUCAAAAUGUCACAAAACAAAGACACCCAAAUUCUAAACGUUGCAUUUUACCCAUGGUUUGCACUAGGCCACCUUACUUCUUUUCUCCGCUUAGCCAACAAACUAGCCGAAAGAGGUCACAAAGUCUCCUAUUUUAUCCCACCAAAAACACGAUCAAAGUUAGCUUCUCACAACCACUACCCAACCCACCUUACCUUCAUCCCCAUCCCCGUCCCACCGGUCGAAGGCCUCCCUCCCGGGGCCGAGACAACCAACGAUGUACCCGCCUCAUCCGGCCCACUCAUCAUGAACGCCAUGGACAUGACACGUGACACCAUCGAGACCCAUCUAGUCCGACUCAAACCCGAUAUUGUUUUUUACGACUUCACUUGUUGGAUGCCCGAACUAGCCCGAAAACACGGGUUUAAAGCAAUACACUAUAUCACAGCAUACAUAGCAAGAUAUGCAUAUCUUGCACCAUACAAAAAAAUACCAGGGUAUCACCCUAAUGCGAAUGAUCUAUUAACACCACCACCAGAGUUUCCGUCUCAAUCAAUCAGGAUGCUCCCCCAAGAGGCCGAGAUCAUGGCGGGUGCCGGUAAGACGCCAUUUGGUCUAGGGGGACUAACACUGGCUGAGAGGCUAGGUGUUUCGUUUCGAGAAUGCGACGCAUUCGGGGUUAAGACUUGUACGGAGAUGGAAGGGGAGUAUUGUAAGUUUUUUGAGAAAAUAUUUGGUAAGCCAGUGUUACUAGCAGGGCCAAUGGUGCCUAAAACGCCAUCUUCGAAACUUGAUAAGUAUUUUGAUGAUUGGUUGAAUAGUUUUGGUAAUGCUAGUGUUAUAUAUUGUGCACUUGGAAGUGAAUGUGCUCUGAAAUUGAACCAAUUUCAAGAGCUUGUUCUUGGACUAGAGCUUACAGGUAGGCCAUUUUUGGCAGCCUUAAAGCCACCAAUGAAUUACCAAACAAUAGAAUCAGCAUUACCAGAAGGAUUUGCGGAAAGAACAAAAAGCAGGGGACUUAUUCAUGGUGGUUGGGUGCAACAACAACUCAUCGUACAACAUCCUUCGGUAGGAUGUUUUAUAACACAUUGUGGUGCAGGAUCUCUAUCCGAAGCUAUGGUAAGCGAAUGUCAAGUCGUGUUGAUGCCUCAAGCAAUCGACCAGUUCAUCAGUGCGCGAAUGAUGAGCUUAGAGUGGAAGGUUGGGGUCGAAGUUGAGAAGAGAAAGAAUGAUGGUUUGUUCACCAAGGAGGCCGUCCAUAAGGCGGUCUCCUUGGUGAUGGAAGAAGACAGUGAAGUUGGAAGAGAUGUAAGGGCUAAUCAUGCUAAAUGGAGAGAGUUUAUAUUAACUGAAGGUCUUGAGGAUUCUUAUAUUAGUAGCUUCAUUAUGAGUUUGCAACAAUUGAUUGGAUCAUGAACAUUUGCUUAACUUGUACUUAUAAGCUAGAUUAACUCUAUAUAAGGAAUUGGAUAAAAGUAACUUAUUGUUGGGUGUUGUAUUUCUUAUUAUCAAGGGAAAUUCUCAAUGGUUAUUAGCCUCAUAAUAGUGCAACUUUGAAA
Molecule: messenger RNA, 1782 nt
Organism: Chenopodium quinoa (quinoa)
Lineage: Eukaryota; Viridiplantae; Streptophyta; Magnoliopsida; Caryophyllales; Amaranthaceae
Product: UDP-glycosyltransferase 79B30-like
Exons: 2
Coding region: 251-1639 (462 amino acids)
Molecular function (GO): UDP-glycosyltransferase activity
Source: RefSeq, a predicted model, not a curated record